CACGCUUUCAGUGAAUGACAACUCAAUCAAGACUUCAAUUGAAUUCAAUUAUCACUUAAUCGGUUCCCAAAUGUCUGGCAAAUCAUAUAACCGUCCGCUGGAGCACAAAGAGUAUCUGAAACUCAAGUAUUUGACACCAAAUGAUGGCAAAGACGAUAAGAAAAAGAGGAUUAAAAUAAAGAAAUCGCUUAAACCUAAGAAUAAGAAAAUCCGCAUCUUUGACGACGACAUAGACCUCAAGAACAUCGACGCCAACGCCAGCGAUGAAGACCUGUAUUUUGGGACCAACGAAGAGAAACCCAUUAUAGCAGAAGUGGUCGACGAAAGACCUCUUCAUAUGAGACGCAAAGACAUCGACAGAAACCGAUGGAAAGCCAUUGAUUCCAAUGUUGAUGAGACGGACAAGAGAUCUAAUGAGAGAUUAAGACACGAUUCAGACAGCGAUUUGUCACCCAUUAGGACAACGAAGAAGACAAGACCUGUUGGUAAAGACUUGUCUCCUAAACGGAGGCGAAGACAUGAUUCAGACAGUGAUUUGUCUCCCGUUCGCACAAAAGACACCAAAAAACGGGACUCAAGUGUAGGCUCAAGACAUAGAGAUAAUAAGAAAGACAAAGAUUUAUCUCCAAAACGGAGGCGACACGACUCUGACAGUGAUUUAUCACCCGUUAGAUCAGUUGAGACCACAAAACGUAGUAUUAGUCAUAAGGACAACGAUUUAUCUCCAAAACGUAGACGUGAUUCAGACAGUGAUCUCUCGCCACAAAGAGAGACAAAUGGGAGACACAAGACAUCUGACAUAAGACAUAAGACAUCUUUGGAUAAUAAGACAUCUGAGAGCCGACACAACUCUGACAGUGACUUAUCUCCACCGAGAGGUCAAAGCGAUGACAAAAAGCCUAAAAAGCGUGAACUGACUCUCGGCGGCAAAAAGGCUGGCCUUUCAGAUGGAAAGUUCUUACGCGAAGAACUGAUGGCCACUAAACGGAAGGAACAAAAACUAUUUGAGUCGAUAAGCGAUGAAAUGUUGGGCAAAAACGCCAAAACCGUUUUCAGAGAUUCAAAAUCUGGACGAAUCCGAGACCUCGAAGAAGAGGCCAAACUUGAGUUCGAGAAGAAUUUAAUUAAAGAUAAAAUUGAAGCCCAAAAGAAAGCCAAAUACGAGAAGUGGUCUAAAGGUGUGGUUCAGACACAACAGCGACAAGAGAAGAGAGAGUCGGAUCGGCACGAGAUGUCCAAACCGUUGGCCCGCUAUGAGGGGGACGUCGACUUGGAUAAGAUGUUGCGGGAGAAGGAGCGCGAAGACGACCCGAUGGCGGCUAUGAUCCGCAAGAAUAAAGACGAAGAGAAACUGAUUGACGGAACCGUUAAAGUGAAGCCCAAAUACAAAGGACCGGCGCCUCCACUCAAUCGCUUCAAUAUAUACCCCGGCUAUCGAUGGGAUGGCGUCGACCGCUCCAAUGGCUUUGAGAAGAAGCAUUUCGACCGAAUCGCUAACAAGGAGUCCACUCUUGAGGAGGCGUAUCGGUGGUCCACUCAAGACAUAGGUCCGACCGAUAUAUUGAGGGCUUUGGCGGAUGUCACUCAACGGGACUUCAGUGGACCCGACUAUCGCUAUAUUGACGACCCGUUUCUCACACCACUUAGUAAUCACCAAAAGCGGUUAUUCUCAUUGUCUCGAGAGUCUGGUCGUCGAGCGGCGAAGUAUGUGUUCGAGGAGUUCCCGGAACUCUUCUUUAGAGACGUGUCGGAGCCCAAGAUCGAGGCCUUCACUUAUAAAGAGGUUUACGACGAGAACACAGAAGUGGAUGAAACAGAUCUCAAGAAGUGUAUCGCACGUAAAGAAGUGAAUCAUUCAAUGGUUUGCUAUAAAAACAUGACGAGAGAUGCAAAGGAAAUAAGUGGACAAACGGUACAGAAAUUGUUAGAAUUGGUCUGUUUUUACAACUGCGAGGAACCGGUGGACAUGGAGUUCAUUAUCGAGAAAUCAUUCUCCAAAGAAUCCGAAAGACUUCUCGUGGUUUGGAAAGACAACGGAUUUGCGGAACAAUUGUUUGAUUCAAUUGCGGAGAAAACGAGUGAAACGUAUUGCGCUUUAAUCCAAGGAUUAGCGAAACACUCGCAGUCGCAGAAGGCUUACCAAUACUAUCGGGAAAUGAUUGAAAAGGGACUCAAACUAAAUACAGAGACCUAUAAUAGUCUGAUAAAAGUGGCGCCGAUGUUGAGGGAGUCGAGUGACACGCGUUGGGUAUAUGUCGAGGAAAUCCUGAAUUGCAUGAAAAGCAAUGCAAUUAAACCCAAUUUGCAGACAUUGAACAACAUGUUGGAAGUGAUCACUCGAUUCGGAGCCAUGAGGUUCACUCAGAAUUUUGCCAAAAAGACUUUGGUUGAGAUGACCGUUAACUUAGGGGUUGAGCCAUCGUUGGCCACAUAUUAUCAUUUGCUGAACAUAUUCUCCAGAGACAAGAGUCCUACCUCUCACGUGUUGUAUGAGAUAAUGGAUAAAAUCGAUGGCAAAGAAUUUGUGAUUCGAGAUCCAAAAGAUGUUAAUUUCUUUUUGACGGCAAUGAGUGUGUGUCAGAGAUUGGGUGACAUAUCACUCGCUUAUAGACUCCACGAAUUGGUCUCAAAGGGAAAUAAUUCAAGAUUAUUGGGAAAUAUAUUGAAUGAAUCGACGUAUUAUCAAAAGUUUUUCCGACUGCUCACCACAUCAGAAGACAUAAAAGUUUUUAUGGAGUUCUAUGAGAAAUAUGUGCCACACGUCUACAUCCCGGAACCGGUGGUCUUAUCAGACAUCUGGAGAAUGAUUCAACUCUACGAUGGAUACCAUUAUUUGCCCAGAAUUUGGGAGGACUUCAAAAACUUUGAAUAUAUGUCUCAGAUUAAUCUUAUGGAAGAGUUUUUGGGCUUAAUCUCAAUUGCAAAAGUAAAUGAAGAUUUGCAAAAACAAUUCACUGCAAUCGUGAAUGAGAGCUUGAAAUUCAUUGAUUCACGACUUGACCAUCAAUUACAAGAAGGACACGUUGUUGUUCAUCAAUUCACUGGUGUUUUGCUCGGAUACGCGAUUGACAUCUAUUUGAACGCCAAUGACAUGGAGAGCGCCCAAUCGGUUCUCAACAAAUUGACUCAAACGAAAAAAGUGACCGGAAAUCCAAGUGACCAAACAUUGGGCCGAUUUUGUAUUAAAGCAAUCGAUGCCAAGAAGUAUGCAUUUGCUAAACAGUGUAUUGAGUUUGGCUUAGAGUUAGGUAUGACUGAAAUGGUCGCUCAUGUCAAACAACACAUCACAGAAUCACCGGAUAUGGACCCAAAUAUUAAAGCCUUAUUAGUGGAGACGUGCGGUAAAGGGGAAGUGGUGUCAGAAGAAGAAACCCGAGAGUCACCCAUCGAUGAUAAUCCCAUAGACAACAAGAGUUCAUUUUAGAUGCAUUUUAUAUAACAUUAGAUUUAAUUUAGUUUGUCUUUUGUAACAAAUAUUGA
Oppiella nova is the source of this 3480-nucleotide messenger RNA. NCBI's taxonomy places the organism in Eukaryota, Metazoa, Arthropoda, Arachnida, Sarcoptiformes, Oppiidae. The record is from the annotation of a GenBank genome assembly.